Xylaria bambusicola is the source of this 2042-nucleotide messenger RNA. RefSeq lists its product as uncharacterized. The transcript has 2 exons. The record is from RefSeq and is a predicted model, not a curated record. Gene Ontology annotation, molecular function: nucleic acid binding; tRNA-intron lyase activity. The coding region runs from base 288 to 1910 and encodes 540 amino acids. Gene Ontology annotation, biological process: tRNA splicing, via endonucleolytic cleavage and ligation; tRNA-type intron splice site recognition and cleavage. Lineage: Eukaryota; Fungi; Ascomycota; Sordariomycetes; Xylariales; Xylariaceae. Gene Ontology annotation, cellular component: tRNA-intron endonuclease complex.
GAAUUGGAGCUGAGCUUCCACUUCUUCUCUUUCUCUUCCCAUCCCUCAAACACAACUCAACUCAGUCAUAGACUCACAGCGCAAACCAGUCGCUGGCGUCACCGUCUCUCACCUUGAAAAUAUGUGAGCUAUGUGCUGCUCGCCUGCCACCCACAGGCUACCUUAUUCUUAUCUCUCAGCUUGUCUAGGCCAUCUUUGACAUUGCUGUGAUUGGCAAACCUAGCCCUGUUUUUGGAGUACUGCUUAUUUUGCGCAAAUAGACGGUAUCGAAAUGAGUCAUACAGACCAUGGCAAACUCGAGAAUAGAUGCGCCCGGCGCGCCCGGAAAUGAAGGCCACAAACAGCCUAGGAAUAAACAGGACAAGUCGUCGGCUAGACCUCCGAAGAUCCCUCUUCAUCAGCUCUAUGCCUUGCCUGCGCCGAUCCGCACCUUUCCUCUGCCGAGCUUCUAUCCCAAUAACCCACUGUCGCUUUUUCAUGUGCUUUGGGCCUGGACCAACCAGCUACUCUCUCCACCUCCGGCCGAACCUUCGGUUAUUCACCAAGGCCGCUGGUCGCUCGAAACACGAUCCGCGCACAUUCACGAUCCCCUUUCAAUCAGAGCUCUCUGGGAGCAGGGCUUUUUCGGGAAAGGUAGUUACAGCCGAAGCGAGCCGAACUGGUUAAAACGAGAGCAGAAUAGGCAGGGACAGGGUGAGAAGAAGGUCUCGGAAUUAAUCACUGCACAAAGACGUGAAGAGCGGAAGAUGAUGAAAUGGGACCGUGCGAGGAAAGAACAGGAAGCAAUCCUAAAGACCCGGCUUGCAGAAGCCUGGGUUGCACCAGUUGGCCCCAAGGAACUUCUCGCCUUGCCCAACUCACUUCAAGAUCUUCAAUUAUCGCCCUUCGGACUCACUAAUGGUCACAUAACGUCUAAUAUCUCGUCAAAUACGAUUUUACCAGAUGGUCAGACCGGCUUGACUCGUGAAACGCCACCUGGGACCAUCACUACGAAUGCUACCGCCAGUCCUAUAGUGAAUGGUAACAGCGUUGGUGAAGACGAAAAGAUUCCCUUCCCUUUGCUGAACGGGGAGAUUACUGCGACAGAACCUGCCACGGGGGCACCAGAUGCCGUUGCUUCAACCCUAAAGCGGAGGAAAAGCGUACGAUUUUCACCUACUGUGGAGUCGACGACUUUCCAACUUAGUGAUCCUCCAGCAAGCCCUCACAUCAAGUCAUUAUCAAAUGGCAAGGUAUCCAGCAUUGAUGUCGCAAAUGAAUCGUUGCGAUUGUCACAGAGUGGAGAAGAGGUUCCGACUGAGAUGUCGGAUGUCCCAGUGGCUACAGAAAGUUCGGCGGCUUCGCUGGAUAUUGUAGAUAGGGAGCAUCUCCAGCUGACCAUGGAAGAAACCUUCUAUCUCACCUUUGGCCUGGGCGCCCUCACUGUUGUCAACCCUACUACAGGCAAAGUUAUGGCAGUUGAAGAACUGUUUCCAUUGUUUCGCCGGUUGUCUUAUGACUCUCCCAGCACGGCUGUAAUGCGGCCAGACGACCCGUUUCUUGUACAGUACGCCGUCUAUCACCAUUUUCGGUCGUUGGGAUGGGUUCCCAGGCCCGGGAUCAAAUUCGGAGUCGACUGGCUUCUGUACAUUGGUGGACCUGUAUUCGCACAUGCCGAAUUUGCUGUCAUUGUCCUGCCCGCUUACACAGAUCCAUAUUGGAAGACGCACGAUCAUGCAUCUCCAAAACGGUCAUGGCAUUGGUUACAUUCGAUCAAUCGGGUUCAGACUCAUGCUCUGAAGACCAUGGUGCUUGUAUAUGUGGACAUACCACCACCUACAGAAACCUCGGAUCCCUCCAGCAUCUUGAAGCAGUAUAAAAUCCGCGAAUUCGUCAUGAAGCGUUGGCUCAGCAAUCGUAGUAGAGAAUAGCCUCACUCAUUUGAUAUAUGAUGCCCACCGUUGUAGGAUAGAACUGUUGGAGGUUGGAAUAUCAAAGGUCUAUAGAACCGCCACUAUCUUGGGCAACUGAGAUAGAUGAUAAAUAUAUGCACAUUUUCGAAG